AUGAAGAUGAUGGUGUACCAAGGUGAACGAACUAAAUCUACUGACAACUAUUUGUUGGGAUCGUUUAAAAUAUCUGGAAUACCACCUGCUCCUAAGGGUGUCGCAAAAAUUGAGGAUUGUUUUGAAAUAGAUGAAAAUGGUAUCCUCACAGUUACAUCUAAGAUAGUUUCCACUGGUAAAACCAAAAGCCUUACUGUUACAAGUCUUAGUGGAAGAUUGUCAAAGCAAGAGAUUGAGAAAAUGGUGAAAGAUGCUGAGAAGUUUAAGCUUGAGGAUCAAGAGUACAAGAGAAAAGCUGAAGCAUACAAUGCGUUGGAGGAUUGUAUAUAUGCGCUAAAGAAUAAGAUCAAAAGAAAUGAUAUCACACCAAAGGUCUUGAAGAACAUCCAGUAUGCAAUUGAUGAUACGAUGAAAUGGCUCUCUAAUGUCAAAGGUGCUGCUGUUGAUGAGAUUCAGUCCAAGAAGGAGUACCUGGAGUUCAUAUCGGGGCUUGCAUUUUUUCAUUAA
Molecule: messenger RNA, 507 nt
Organism: Lactuca saligna
Lineage: Eukaryota; Viridiplantae; Streptophyta; Magnoliopsida; Asterales; Asteraceae
Source: the annotation of a GenBank genome assembly